AUGUCGUCAGCAGUCAAUGAGGGAAAUGCUAAAUGUGAGCAAAAUGAUGACCAGAAUCUCGCAGAUCAGUUGAACAAGGACGAGGAGGCACUCUACGAGAAGGUCAAUCGGCAGACUGAAGAAAUCGAGAAUGAGAUUAAACGAAACCAGCCGUUAAUUGGCAAGAAGUUGCCCAUAUCAAUUCUUGUCGAAACGUAUGAUGCAAACGAAAGUUCAGAAUUCCAUCAGAAAGCUAAGGAGUUGGCCGACUCAUAUAAGAGUUUACGUCGUAUUCGAGGUGACGGAAAUUGCUUCUACCGGGCAUUACUUUGCGCUGAGUUCGAGUCACUGUUUCGUGAUCAAAAUGAAUUGAAAAGGUUUACAGAAGUCUGUAAGGGUUGGCGAAACCGUUUGCUGAAGCUUGGUUUCCCUGAAUUCACAACAGGUGAUUUCUGUGAUUGGUUCGAUGAACUCUUGGAUGAAAUCGCAACUGGAAAACGAACCGAACAAAAAACACUUGGCGCAUUGAAUGAUGACGGUCCAUCAAAUUAUUACGUUACUUUUCUCAGGUUGAUAACAUCGGGAUAUCUGCGUGAGAAUGCGCCGCUGUAUGAAGGAUUCGUUGAAGGUGGUCGAAGUAUGGAACAGUUUUGUCGUGAUGAAAUUGAGCCGAUGUGGAGGGACUGUGAUCAUUUGGCCAUUAUUGCACUCACAAAUGCGAUCAAAGUAUCGAUACGUAUCGAAUAUAUGGAUCGAUCUUCGGCACCGAAUGGCGGUCGACAUUACGAUUUUGUCGUCGAUUCCAGUCCGCCUCGAUUGUUUUUCUUGUAUCGUCCAGGACAUUAUGAUAUUUUAUAUAAAAACUAA
Molecule: messenger RNA, 846 nt
Organism: Anisakis simplex (herring worm)
Lineage: Eukaryota; Metazoa; Nematoda; Chromadorea; Rhabditida; Anisakidae
Source: the annotation of a GenBank genome assembly